Messenger RNA from Geodia barretti, 909 nucleotides. The record is from the annotation of a GenBank genome assembly. NCBI's taxonomy places the organism in Eukaryota, Metazoa, Porifera, Demospongiae, Tetractinellida, Geodiidae.
AUGUUCUUUAGGCGACCCAAGCCGCAGCAGCAGCCUUUCAAAGUCAUCCGUGCCAUUCAGGCUGUUUACAACCGUGGGAACCGGAUUGGAAUUCCUAGAUCCAACGAUCAAAAGGUCCUUGGUUCCGUACGCGUUAUACUCUCAUCCGUGGGCACUCUCUACGUAAUUGGCACUCCCAUCGGGAAUCUGGGGGACCUCACCCUCAGGGCCAGCCGCAUCCUGUCCUCCGUGCCCCUCGUGGCUGCCGAGGACACCCGCGUCACCCGCCGCCUGCUCGCCCAUCUCGACGCGCACCCGCGCCUGCUCAGCUGCCACGAGCACAACUGGAAACGGCAACUACCCCGCCUGCUGGAGGCGCUCGAUGAAGGCGAUGUCGCCCUGGCCACUGACGCGGGCUCUCCGGCCAUCAGCGACCCUGGAGCCGGCCUGGUCGCCGCUGUCGCCGAAGCCGGUCACUCAGUGGUCACCAUCCCCGGCGUCUCCGCCGUCACGGCCGCCCUAUCCACUCUCGUGCUGUUCGAAUCUCCUCACCGGCUUCGGGCGACGCUAACCGACAUCGCCGAUGCUUUGAACGACCCACCCAUUGCGGUGUGUCGUGAGCUCACCAAGCUCCACGAGGAGGUCUGGCGAGGAACCGCCUCCGAUGCCCUGGCCUACUUCGCCGCGCCACGCGGGGAGUUCACCGUCGUCAUCGGUCCGGUCACCCUCGACGCACCGGAUCAGACCGCCAGCCAGGACGAACUGCUGCAAACGGCCCGCCACACACUGGCGGAACACCGCGCCGCCGGCAAACGCGGGCGCGACGCGGUGGCCGAGGUCGUCGCCUCUACCGGCCUCCCGCGCCGCGCCGUCUAUGCCCUGUGGGUUGAAACGGGCAGCUCAGAUUCGGGGAACGCGGGGAAGCGCUAG